GUUCACUGUACUCUGCUCUCUCCUCCUCCCCCUGUGAGGGAGGGUCUUCUCCCGGAACGUUAGUGGGCGGACUUGUUCCCCAGUCGGGACUGUUUCCUGGUUGCACAUUCAGUUUGCUGGAAGCGGUUGUUAGUGGCGGAAGAAGAGUUGAAAGCAUGGCAACCAUGGCGGUAAGCUGGGCAGGCUGGGGUAAAAGGGUUUCAAUGAGAAUUGGGUUAUGAGGAGGUUAUUAGCAGGUCCUGGGAAGGCAGGGGGGAUAAUAUAACCAGGGACCCCCAUUCCCAGAAUAAUGUGUCCCCAGCAGGGCCCCCUGCCCCCCCCUCUGUGAGUGUUAGGGACAGUCUGAUCCAGCAAACAUGCCUGAUGGCAAUAGACAGGGCCACCAUGGAGUGGUAUUAAAUUGAGGGGAGUAGGAAAACCCCCCCCAGCUCAUGUGGCAGUGAAAGGGUUAAGUUUCAGAUGAGUAAGCAUUCAUUCAGUGGUUGUUUAAUGCACUCCAUGACACUGAAAAUCUUAGAUUUUUAGUAAUGGACAACCCUGCAGCAGCCCUGUAUUACAACCCAGGCAAUGGCAGUGAGACUGAGUGCAGAAUGAGUGAGCACCCCUCCUGCAGGCCUGUGUUAUGCCCCCCCAAGACACUGAAAGGGUUAAGGUUGAGUGUAAAAGGAGUAAUAACUCCUGCAGUAAUCUUGUAUUGCUGUGCCAUUGUAUUGAGGGUUAACUUUAACUUAAAAAAUUGAAUGAGCUCCAUAUUGCACUCACUAAGUGGUAAAAGGGUUAAUGUUGUGUGCCUGGUCUGGGUACAAUCCAUGUCUCACAUUUUUAUAUUGAUUUAUUUAUGCUGUUAGAUGUUGCGUACUCUCAGGACCAAGACAUUCUUUGGAGCCUGGAAAUUAGGCAAAAAGUCUGAGUUUGCUAAAUGACAGUAACAUUUUGAAUAACCCUUGCCCGGAGUAACACACCCUUCACCUUUGUAGUUUUUGGAGUAAAUGGCUAUAUUUUUGUGACUGUUGUAAUGCUGUUUCAGUAGACAUCUAAUCUACUGUAUAGUUUCCUUCAUAUGCGAUAUAGAAUGUCAGCUUUGUGUUUGUACCUCAGCGAUUCCUUUGCAAUUCUUAGUUGAUCUACCACCACUCCUAUGGUUCUCACUAAAUCUUUGUAAUACCUUGAAAAUGUAAUUCUGCUGUAGCUUGAAAGCAUUCCUUUUCAUCUCCUUUUGAUAACUUUAACAUAGCCGUAGUUUAGUUUAUCAUUACAUAGUUACUUAGUAGUAGUAGUGUAUAUUCAUUUUUUUUUCUUUUUUUUUUUUUUAAAUUCAUUUACAUCUUUAUUGUAUUUGUAAUGUGCACAUAUUUUCUCAGACUCCCAAGGUGCCCGAAGUGCGUGAUGUCACCAGAAUUGAAAGAAUUGGUAAGUGUAGCAAUAAUAUAUUUUAACUAGUUACAUAGUUUUGGUUUGGAAUAAGACUUUAGACUUUUUGCUUGUCUGCGUUUUAACUUUAAAAGUCAGAAUGAAGUAGCAGUGGUUUCUACCUGGUACUCAUACAAAGAGUGCACUGAAAAGGCUGUUUGUUUGGUGUGCUUUUUUUUUUUUGUUACUGCUCCUAAUUAGUUUCCACGGAAACUACAACUGUCACAUUGCAGCCUGUGUCCGUGGAGAUGAGGGCUGCAAACAAAGUUACGUUUGAAUUGCUCUCAGUGCUAUAUAUUAAAUGCUAGUUAUUCCAAUACAUUUGGCAACUUUAUUUUUUAUGAUUUACAAGAUAUAUAUAUAUAUAUAUAUAUAUAUAUAUAAUAUUUAAUUGUAAAAACAUUUUUAAAAUUAAAUAUAAAUAUAAUGAAUCUGUUACUGAAACCAUGCAUGCUAUGUAUUCACUAUUUGAAUUCUAUUAUGUAUGCUUUGUUUUGUGCUUACAGCUCUGCUUUGAGUUGCUAAUGUAAAGAGUCAAACCAUUUUUGAACAGUAUAUAUGACUUAUACGGUUCAGUGUGUGUGUGUAGUGUAAUUGUUCAGCUUUGCACACUAUGGUAGUUACUUAGAUUUAAAGGGAUGCUAAAGGCAACAAAACAACUUAGCUUAUUGACGCAGUUUUGGUCUGAAGAUAAUGCCUCUGCCGUCUCACUGCUCAAUUCUCUGCUAUUUAGGAGUUAAAUCACUUUGUUUAUGCAGCCCUAGUCACACCUCUCUGUGUGUGACUUAAAGGGACACUCCAGGCACCCAGACCACUUCUGCCCAUUGGAGUGGUCUGGGUGCCAACUCCCACUACCCUUAAACCUGCAACUGUAAUUAUUUCAGUUUUCCUAAACUGCAAUAAUUACCUUGCAGGGUUAAGUCUUCCCCUAGUGGCUGUCUUCUAGACAGCCACUAGAGGGCACUUCCUGGUCUAUAGCACAUGUUUUCUGUGCUAUAGCGUCGCUGGCCGUUCUCACGCUGUGUGAGGACCUUCAGCGUCACUAAAAUCGCCAUAGGAAAGCAUUGAAAAGCAUUUAAAAUGCUUUCCUAUGAAGAGGGCUAAUGCGCAUGUGCGACAUGGUCUCCCCAGCCGGCCGGCGGGAUCAGUCUCCCCCGCCGGCUGACGUAAUAAAGGGGAGGAGCGGAGGAAAAAACAGCGAUGUGGGACAUGUCGCUGCCUCUGGUAAGUGACUGAAGGGGUUUUCACCCCUUCAGCAGCUGGAGGUGGGAGGGAGAGGCGACCUGCAGUGCCAGGAAAACGGAUUGUUUUCAUGGCACUGGAGAGUCCCUUUUAAGCAGCCAUCCUAAACAUUUCCUGUGAAGAGAGAUCCAAUGCUUAAAGGACUACUAUAGUGCCAGGAAAACAUACUCGUUUUCCUGGCACUAUAGUGCCCUGAGGGUGCCCCCACCCUCAGGGACCCCCUCCCGCCGGCUCUGGGGAGAGGAAGGGGUUAAACACUUACCUUUCUCCAGCGCCGGGCGGGGAGCUGUACUCCUCCUUGCUCACGGCGUCAUCGGCUGAAUGCGCAUGCGCGGCAGGAGCCGCGCACGCAUUCAGCCGGUCGCAUAGGAAAGAAUUUACAAUGCUUUCCUAUGGACGCUUGCGUGCUCUCACUGUGAUUUUCACAGUGAGAAGCACGCAAGCGCCUCUAGCGGCUGUCAAUGAGACAGCCACUAGAGGCUCUGGAGUCUGGAUUAACCCUCAGUAUAAACAUAGCAGUUUCUCUGAAACUGCUAUGUUUAUAAAAAAAAAAAGGGUUAAUCCUAGAGGUACCUGGCACCCAGACCACUUCAUAAAGCUGAAGUGGUCCUUUAAACUUCCUUUAUUGCACAGGCUGCUAAACAUAGACUUUAUCUCCUGACCCUGCAUAAGCCUCCUGUUUAUAAUUAAAGUUUCAUUUAGACAGUUAAGAGUAAAGUAAGUUAAGAUAUGAUUUGAAAACAUUUUUAUUUUAUUUAUUUUUUGUCAGUCACAGCUGGGGAGGUGUGGUAAGGGCUGCAUGGACAGAAACAAAAGUGAUUUAACUCAUAAAUGACUGAGACUUCUCUGCUCACUUGAGCAGAGAGACUGCAGAGGCAUGAUAUAUACACCAAAACUGCUUAAUUAAGCUAGUUAUUAAGUUAUUUUGAUGCCUGUCUUGUCUAAAGGAACGCUCCACUGCUCACAUAGGCAAACAAUAUCACUGUUUAGUUAGUAGAUAUACCCCCAAUGAAUACAUGAAUUUUUCAUGCAACUAUUUGUUGUGGUGUAUCUUUAAAAAGCUUGUAAAGACUGCAGCCUUGGCAUGCCCCUCCCCUUUUUUUUUGCUGGAAGAAAUGUUCAGUCUCUUCACAGGGAACUAACCAAUCAGAGGCUUCUCAUUGAGACGUCUCUGAAUUGGUGUCCACGUGCGCACGUCUGGUCUGAGUUCGAUGUGGGAGGAGGCAGACAUGCUUUAGUAAAGCAUGCCUGCCACUUGCGUUACCUCAAGGGAGCUAACGGAAGGAGGCUGCAAACCUCCCUGGCUGUUUGACAGCCAGGGGGCGUUCCCUUGUUAAUUUAUAAAAGUGCUGGUUAAACAAGAAUACUUCACACCUGUAUAGUGCUUUUGGGUGUGGAGUGGUCCUUUAACUUCCAUUUCCCAUUUUGUUCAACUAGCAUUUUACUACAAUUCCUUUGCUCCUCCAGUAUACAUGGUAGGCUUAGGAUUAUGAGAAGUCUAGUUCACACAAUCUGUGCAUAUAUACUGCUAGAGUUCUUCACUGCACUGAUUGAUGGUAUUCCUCUUUUUGGUAUGAAAACUAUUUUCAAAGCCAAAUUCUGUUUUGUGGCAAUUCAUUGGCUCUUGUCUCACUAGGUGCCCAUUCUCACAUUCGAGGACUUGGUCUGGAUGAAGCUUUGGAACCCCGACAGGUAAUGCAAUAUUAAUAUGUCUGUAAAUUCCCACAAUAUAAAGGUUUUUGUUUUCUUUCUUCAUGUCCUCCUACUUUAGCAAUAAAUAUUUGCUGUUUUUAAUUUAUUAGUUAGGAAAAAGUUUUUUUGAAAUAAAAAUUAAAGAAAACUGAAAUCCAAACAUUUUUUCAUAGGUGAAAUACAAUGCAUUUUAGACCAGUAUUGGAAAUAGUUAAAAAAAAUAUAUAGAUAUACAUAUAUACACACACAAAAAAUGAGACCUAAAAGCAUAGUUUUGAUUUAAGAGUAAAAUAAAUGCCUUUUGUUUGUGUAUUCAUUAAAUGUGAUUAUCUGUUCUUGUUUUCUUGUCUGUCUCUCUCUUUGUGUGUGCUGUAGUCAUUCUCCAUGUUUUGAAUAGGACGUUUCCGAUUCUAUUUUAAAUUUCUGAUUUCACAGUUUAUCUCUAACUGACAAUAUUAAAUAUUUUACCUUCAUGCUCCUCAAAGCUUUUUCGCUCUCUUUCUUCAGGUUUCGCAGGGUAUGGUGGGCCAGCUGGCUGCUCGCCGUGCUGCAGGAGUUAUUUUGGAAAUGAUCAGAGAAGGCAAAAUUGCAGGACGAGCUGUGCUGAUUGCAGGACAACCUGGCACUGGAAAAACAGCCAUAGCUAUGGGUAGGUCUAUAAAUCAACAAGAAUUUAAGGCUGUAUUUCCCUAUUUAAUGCCAAUGUUGUUUAUGGCACAUUCACCUGGGAUCUUGCCUUUAAGACAGGCUUCCAGUUCGAUUAGAAGGUCCCAUGGUUUGAUUGUUGAACACAGUUGCGGUGCAGUAGGGAAGUGUUCAGUUUGAAUUAACAAAUGUAAAUCUUAAAGGAACACUGUCAUCACUUCUUUAUAUAUAUUUUUUUAAUAUAGCCUGUGUUUUAAUUGUUUUGUAAUGUCCACCUGGGCUGACAUUUUUAAGUCCUCAUUGGUUUGAAGAAGGAAAAAAAAUUACAAAAUCUAGAAAUGGUACACAUUCAUGAAUCCUGACAUAUGCAAAAAUGUUAAAUUAUGCAUGGUCUUCAAUUGGAUAUGUGGUGCUUCUGGCCAAAGACGUGUUGAGUACUGGAUCUGCAAAAGAUAAGAGAGGAGAAGCACUGAUAGGUGUCUUACUAAUGGGUAUGCUUUACAAAAUAAUGCACACAUAAGCUAUAAUAAAUGUAAUAUUUUAUUAUUCACAAUAAGUGUUCCUUUGUAAUGGGCAACUUUGUAUUGUUUAAUUAUAGUAAACUCCAGGUUUUGGUGAACGUUUUACCAUGUCCAUGAAUCCUACCUUCUUUGUUAUUCAGGCAUGGCACAAGCCCUGGGCCAAGAUACGCCAUUUACAGCAAUUGCUGGCAGUGAAAUCUUCUCCCUAGAAAUGAGCAAAACUGAAGCUUUGACGCAAUCAUUCCGUCGUUCUAUUGGUGUCCGAAUCAAGUAAGCAUUACUGUCACUGUGACUAUCUUUCGUACUUGCAUUAUAAACAUCUGUCUACUGCAGGUUCUGUAUUUAACGGAUUUACAUGGUGUAACCGCGGCUGGUUCCCUUAUUUACCACUACAAUGUCUUAAAGCAUAGAACUUAGUAGGGCUAACCAUACAGAUAUCUUAGCCAUAAUUUUAUAUAGUUAGUGUAAGAGAUCCUCUAUUUAAAAUAUAUAAAUAAUUGAGAAUACAAUAUAAAAUAAGGAUUGUCUUGGAAGCAAUAGCUUUGUCUUUUAGAUAUUUAUUAUAUAAAUAUAGAGAGAUAAAAUCCAUUAUAGCAGAGUUUAUAAGAUUAAAUGCUUGCAAAUAUCAUUAAUAGGUUAACAUACCCUUCUGAACAUGUCAUCAUGUCAGCCUAUCUGUCAUUUUAAGAUGGAGCAGCGUCUGUCUCCAAGUCUCUCCUCUGUGUCUUUUAAAAGUACACCUAUUUAUACCUUAGGUGUCUCCAUUUUAGGGUCACCGUAGUUCAUAUAUAAAAAAGUAACUUCUUUUACUUUAUUCAUUUUAGGACCUCCCUUAAUUUGGCAAACAUACAAGGCCAUAACUAAAGGGUGUAUACGUCAUGGAAAUUUUCCUGACUUAGUUCAAGAUGGCAUCUUAAAGUCUGAAUAGCUUACCUGUUGUUUAUACUAAGUCGUAAGUGCACAGUCGUGGGAGAUACCCAGAUUUGGGGAAGUUCCAUUAACUUGGGGUUACAACAGUAUAUUGUGUACUGAAAGAGUCGUCGUAUAGCCUUGAAGCUUUUUUAUGCAUUAUUGUUAUUAUAAUUCAUCUGGGACAAAAUGGCGCAAACAUAUUAUGCACUGACGUUAUUGCUUGAAAAACAAUAUGUUCCAUUUCUAACACCUUGUCAAUUUGCAAUAUCUCUUAAACACAAAGUACACAGUUUAAGAAAUACAACAUUUCAUUCUAAAACUUGUAAUAUUUGCAUUUGCCCAUAACAAUGGUUAACCCAAAUCCUUAACAUGUGCCCAUUGGUACUCCAUGUGAGUAUGUACUUCUGCAUACAUAAUCACUUCUAAAUUGCCAAGUACAUGGGGGAAUGAAACAAUGCAUCUCUAUAAGCAAAGUUCAGUGUCUCCAUUGCAGAGGGUGGAGAGACUGAAUGGCAAAACUACAAUGUGCAGCACUGCCCCAGGAAGCACCUCAACUAGCCAUCAGAGGAGUGGCCACUAGAGGUGUUCCUAGGCUGUAAUAUAAACACGGCAUUAUCUCUGAAAAGACAGUGUUUACUACAAAAAGCCUGAAGGGAUUGAUUCUACUCACCAGAACAAAUACAAGAAGCCUUAGUUGUUCUGGUGACUAGUGUCCCUUUAAAAUAUAGUUCAGCCUGCUUACUUUGUUUUAGCAGGAUACACGUCACUUUAAAAAAAAAAUAAAAAAAAAUCUAUCUUGUCCUACUACUAUUUUCUGUUUGCCCACCCAUUGUACAGUGCUGUAUAAUAUGUUGGCAAUUUAAUAAGGUGUUUGGAACAUGUGAGGGAAGAACUUAUUCACUUUACUCACAAUGUAACACAAUAAGUCCUGCCCUAUUUUAACCCCUUAAGGAUCAUGGACAUGCCUAGUACAUCCGCGGCAAAUAUGAGUGCUGGAAGCGAUCGUGAUCACUUCCAGCCGCUCUAAGGGUAUUGCAUCGAGGCAUCCUGCAAUACCUCUCCUGACUGCUGGGCCGCCGAGUGAUGCUCUGCCUAAGAAAAAAGAUAUCUGCACUCUUCCCAAAUCCCUAUGCAUAUUUAAACAAGUGGAGAUUAUUUAGGUUCUCCAAUGGCCAUGAGAGACUUUAGCCCACCUGCCACAUAAAGGCAAACCUCUCAGGUGGGUCCUACACUAACCUUUUACCUUGCUUCUUUGAGCUUCUGGCAAAAAUAUCUCUGAGACAGAAAUGGGUAUUUUUAUAUUUAUUUUUUUUAUACACCCCUACAUGCUUAUUAACCCCUAAUAAGGAACACAUGGGAUGGGUGGCACCAUUGUAACGUAGAUACAAAUACCAAAAAAAGUAGAUACAAAUACAAAAAAACAAGUCCUGCGCUCAAACUCCCAUCACUCCUAGGCGGCAGCAAUGACCAUAGCAUAUAUCCGCUCCAAUACAUACAUAAAAACCAAAGAAAAAGUUACCUGCGCUCUAUGAAAUAGCCUGCCUACCCAUCAUCAGACUCUCCCCUAUUCUUCAAUCGUUUAACUAAGAAGUGCUUUAAAACCCAUCUAUUCAGGAAAGCUUAUGGCCUCCCAGAAUAACCUCUACCUUACAUACCUGUCUCUUGCUGUCUCCUACUCUCUCCUCCAGCUCUGCUUCACUCCCACCUUAUUUGAUUGCUAUCUCCUGUCCUAUUGUGUUUCAUACCCUACCUUCACUAGGCUGUAAGCUCGUUUGAGCUGGGUCAUCUUCAACCAAGUGUUCCUGUAAAUGUUUGUAAUUUUCUCAUUUAUUGUUAAAUCUCCCCCCCUCGUGAUAUUGUAAAGCGCUACGGAUUGUGUUGGUGAUAUAUAAAUGGUAAUAAUAUUAAUUAUGGCGUUUCUUCUUGCCAAUUUGACAGAAUAAAACUUUAAUAAGAUAAUAGCUAUUAAUAAUGAUAUUUAACCUGAAAGGAUUCAUCUAGCUAGCAUAUGUUUUAAAAAUAAACCGAUGAUGAACUUUGCUUUACUUCUGCAUUCACGAUUAUAUUUAUAUUUUUUUUUACACCUUGGAUUUCAGCUUAAAAGUUCACAUUACAAUCAGUGCGUUCAAUUCGGUUUUUUUUCCCUUUCAGAGAAGAAACUGAAAUAAUUGAAGGAGAGGUUGUUGAAGUUCAAAUUGACAGACCUGCGACUGGAACUGUAAGAUUUUUAAAUUUAUUCAUUCUUUUGUGACCCAUAACUUUAAAAACAUAUUUACUCCAAGUUUAAACAUAAAAUUUGGUGACAAUUCUGUAUCAAAUAAAUAUGGCUUCAUGUAAGCUUUGUAAAGUGCAUUCAAAAUUGAAUAACCACAGACACACUUCUAGCCGUUGAAGAGCUUUUGUAUUGCUGCAGGCAUGGCUUGAUUUCUGAAUCUUUGCUGAAGCUUAAUAUUUGUUCUAUUAUCCCUGCCUUUAAAGGGUGCAAAGGUGGGCAAACUGACAUUGAAAACUACAGAAAUGGAGACCAUUUAUGACUUGGGAACAAAGAUGAUCGAAUCGCUGACAAAGGAAAAAGUUCAGGCUGGGUAAGCUGAUAAUGGCACUGGAUAUGGUUUAUCCGGAUAUGGGAUUUGGGAAUCCCUACUUUAUUAAACCCUCUACCUAUAUGGGAAGGCAAAAGUGCCUUUUUUUUUUUUUUUUUUUCCUUAAAUUUGUGUGUUUUUAUUUACUUGAUAUUUGUUCUGUUUCCUAGUUUAAUCUGUUUUAUUUGUUUCUUAGCGAUGUUAUUACCAUUGAUAAAGCCACAGGCAAGAUUACCAAAUUGGGUCGUGCUUUCACAAGAGCGAGAGACUAUGAUGCCAUGGGAUCCCAGGUAUGUUGGUGGAGAGAAAUUAUGUGUUGGGUGCAUGUUUUGCAUGAACUUGUUAAGUUAUUUUUAUUUUUUUUCCCCCUAUUUAGACCAAAUUUGUCCAGUGCCCUGACGGGGAAUUACAGAAGCGCAAGGAAGUAGUCCACACUGUCUCUCUACAUGAAAUCGAUGUUAUUAACAGCAGGACUCAGGGAUUUCUUGCUCUUUUUUCAGGUAUGGUUAAAGGGUAGCAUUUCUUAAAAAUUCUCCAGUAGCCUUAUACAGUGCAUUGCAUUGACAAGUUGCAGAUUAGUGGCACGCGGUAGCAAAGAACAUCCGAGAGUUUGCAACAGUGUAAAAGGUUAGAGAAAUGCAAACACUGGAUACACUGUUAUAAUAACCAUAUAGAAUGGGUGGAACCAGGGGGAGGAAAUACGUUUUUAGCUAGAGCAAGUACUUGGAUUUUAAAGAUUAGAGGGAUACAUAUUUUCUUGCCUACACUGCAUGAUGCACAUAAAAUCUGAUGAGUUUAGCCCUAGCUUCCAGUUCCAACAGGAAAUUAAAUAAAUAUGGCCGUUGCAAAUUACUGGGUGUCUGCAUGUUCAGAAGUUUCUUUGUAUAAACAGAUUCUUAAUGUUCAUUAAGAGCAGGAACAUGCAUGAGUAAGAGUUAAUGGUGCAUAGAGACAUGACGAUUAGUUUUAAGUUGUUUCCAGGUGUACAUUUUCAGUUUAAUUUUCCUUGUAGGAUGUGGGGGCUGAGUACUUUUAUUGUAAGAUCUUAGUGUAGAAUAAACUUGCAGUUAAAGGACCACUAUAGUGCCAGGAAAACAUACUCGUUUUCCUGGCACGAUAGUGCCCUGAGGGUGCCCCCACCCUCAGGGUCCCACUCCCGCUGUGCUGGAUGGCGAGGAAAGGGGUUAAACUUACCUUUUUUCCAGCGCCAGGCGGGGAGCUCUCCGAUUCUCCUCUUCGGCUGAAUGCGCACGCGCGGCAGGAGCUGCUCACUGUUAAAAAACAAAACCCUAGUGUCCCCCUUCCCAUGCAAGUGGGGGGGCUAGUGUGUGUGUCGUCGUUCCCCCCCCCCUGGCCCCACCCAUGAGCAGUGGGUAGGGGCCCUAAUUGAAAAUGGGGGGGACCUAUUGUGCUCCCCCCACCCAUGAGCAGCGGCUGGGGCCUUAAAUAACAAUAGGGAGCAGCAGGUGUCGGCCCUAAAUGAAAAUGGUUGUGUCCCCUUCCCCCCCCACCCCUCCAAUUCCGAUCCGAACAAAGUCCUGAACUAUUUCCAUUCUAUUAGGACGAAAUUCUGUAGUUUCGCCGGCAUUCUGUCUAAAUGACAGGACAAUAGGGGAAAAGUGAAAGGAGGCUUUGCGGGAACACGGAGGAAAGUUGAGAAUUGUGGGAAAAUUGCUCUGACCACCGAAAAUGAAGCACACUUUGCUCCUCCGCUGGUCAGAGCUGGUCAGGCGUGGGAAACCUCCAUAAGACAAAUAGUCCCUACUUUGUCUUAUGAUUUUAAAGAAAACUAGAGCAGACAUGAAGAAAUGAAGAACUGCUCCUGACUGAGGUAGAAAAGAGGAAUCAAUUGAGGAAAGGUAACUACUGCAUGACCGUGCCGCCUUAAGUGUGAAAAUAGUCUUGUAUUGUAGUGAACAUGAUAGUGUAUCUAGUUUUUGAAUAUUUCCUCAUUUUAUGGUAUUUCUUUCGGAUGUAGGUGACACCGGAGAGAUCAAAUCUGAAGUUCGUGAACAGAUCAAUGCGAAGGUGGCAGAAUGGCGAGAGGAAGGAAAGGCAGAAAUUAUCCCUGGGGUAAAUUAAUAUCCUCUGAAAGGCCUGAUCAUUUUGUUAAAGAUUUUUUACUAAGUUCAUUUUUAGGUGUAAAUAUAAUCAUAUUUUAUCCCCAUUCGGAUAGCUUGCUACUCAAGUUCGUAAAUAUAAUCAUAAGUACUUUGCAAUGCGUAUUUUAAGGAAGUCAAUAGGACUUUCUACUUCAAGUGGUGAAUUUGCAAUGCUAUAUUUGCUGAUUAUGGGGUUUAUUUACUAAAUUCCAAAUUGUAGCUAAUUGAAAUACAAAUGGCAAGAUUUUAGCAAAAGUAUUAAAAAUGUGACUCUCUAAGUGAGUUGAAGAGAUUCUCCAAAUGAUCUAUUUUAGCCUAAAUUGGGUCACUUGAAUUUCAGUUUUCUUCAGUUAAGAGGUUAGUGCUUAAGAAAUACAAUUCUGGAGAAAGUGUGGUUUUUUUUUUUUUUUUACCAGGAUGAAACAUUUUCAUUUGCAAAGGGUUCACAUCUUCGUAAAUCUUUAUAUUGUUUUGACUUCUGUUUAACCCUCUGUUUUCUCCCGUAGGUGCUCUUCAUAGAUGAGGUACACAUGUUGGACAUUGAAUGUUUCUCAUUUUUGAAUCGGGCUUUGGAGAGUGACAUGGCUCCUGUGCUGAUCAUGGCCACGAACAGAGGUAUCACUAGGUAAGUGACCUGCAGUUGGCAUGGAUUUGCUUUUCCCUUCUAAGAACAAAUGUAUUUCAUUUCAAGAUAUUAAUGAGAAUUAAAUGUAUUUUAGGAUUCGCGGAACAAACUACCAGAGUCCCCACGGAAUUCCAAUCGAUUUACUGGACCGGUUACUUAUCAUUUCAACGUCACCAUACAAUGAAAAGGAAACCAAACAGAUCUUGAAGAUCAGGUGAGUUUUCUAGUUUACUGGAUUGAAAACUGUUUUUUAUUAUUUGUUUUAAAUAUAUAUAUUUAAGAUCACUUAACAUAGCAUUAGCAACCUGCUUCAUGCCAGUUUGCAAGCUUUUCCCUCCAGUAAGGAAGAUCUAAAUCAGAUUUGUAAACGCUCAGGUAAAGUUUUUCACUAAAGUGUAAUUGCUAGGAAUUCAUAUCGAAUUUAGAGAUUUGGUCAAAAUAGGAGAUUUAGAAAAAAUAGGUUAGUUCUGUGUACAGUUUGGCUAUUUUGGCCUUGCAUUUGAAAUUCAUAUUGAAUUCUCAGCAAUUUUAGACUAAAAUGCCUGAACUGAAACCAUUUAAAGGGACAUUAGGCACCCGCACCACUUUAUCUCAUUAAGUGGCCUGGGUGCAGUGCGUCUGUUCCCUUAACCCUGUAAUGGAAAACAUUUAGAGAAACCGCAGUGUUUCCAUUGCAGGCUUUAGACUGCCUCUAGUGGUUGUCUCCCAGAUAGGCGCCUCCUGGCUUUUUACAGACUUUAACUCCAUGAACCAAUGCUGGAAGGCCUCACGCUUUGCAAAUCCCCAUAAGGAAGUAUUGAUUCAAUGUUUUUCUGUGGGUAAGGCCUAAUGCAUGUGCUGGCUGCGCAUGCUUAUGUUCCCCUUUGCGCUAGGUGAAGAAGGAGCCAGUGUUUUGAACUCUUGCUGCUGGGUUAGUGGAACAUUAUGUAGUGUUAGGAAUAAAAAGCUGAAUUUCUAACACCAUAGUGUUCCUGUAACUUUGAGCAUUUUUCUAGUUCAGUUGUGAUCUAAAAUGUACAUUCACUUUCUGACAGUUUACACUAUAGUAAAUAACCUUGUCUGUUUCUAGACUAACCAGAAAAUGAGAAUAGACAUAAUGUGUGUUGUGGACUGUGUUUUCCAUGAUACUCAGCUAGUAGAAUGACUGGCUGAGCUUCACAGGAAAAUCAGACAUGGUACUCUGUGUCAACGGCUAUCUUUCAUUUGUGGCUUUUCUGUAGGUGUGAAGAGGAAGAUGUGGAUAUGAGCGAGGAUGCUUACACUGUACUGACGCGGAUUGGUAUGGAAACCUCUCUCAGAUACUCCAUCCAGCUCAUCACAGCUGCAAGUCUGGUCUGCAGGAAGCGAAAGGUGGGUUCUACAGUUCAUAUUCUGGUCCAUUUUUUUAAUUUAUUUUUUUACUUUUUUAUCUUGGCUAACGUGUAUUUUGGUCAUGCUUUAAACCUGUUUUAAAAUAACUAUAAAACCAGAUUUCUAACCCUAAAGCUGCUUGCCUUGAGAUUUCUUAUGUGAUCUUUAUGGUCUUGACAAUAGAUAUGUGGUUUGUUUUUUAUUUUUCCAUAAAUGUUUUUUAAAACAUGUAUUUAUUUUUUUUCUUCAUAAUUUAAUAUGCUUUGCGCUGUUUACUGGACUUUGGAAUUCUUUUUCGGACGAGCAUGUUUUUGUCCGAAUUCUGGCUAUUCGUCCAAAAGACAAAUGAACAAAUAGAAAUUACAACGAACAAAAUUAAAACUUAAUUGCUUGUUGGCUGAAAUUCCAUCCUGCAAUUUGUUCUUUCAUUAGCAAAUGUAAUCAGGAAGCAUUAGUCUGGGUGCCGCUUACUCUUCCCAUUCACAAAAUGAAGUGAAAAUGGUACGUACUUGCAUUUUAAUUUCGAUUAAGUAGUUAUAGUGCCCGGAGUAAAGAUUGGAAUACAUAGGUAACAGUGUAAGGUGCAAAUAGAUUUAUACUGGACGAGAAGGACAAAAUAAAAUAUACAAUGUUUAGGCCCUGACUAGGGCCUCACAGCCGAAACGUAUAUUAUUUUGUCCUUUUUGUCAAGAUUAAAUCCUUCUAUUUGCACCCUACACUGUUACCUAUGUAUUCCUAUCUUUACUCCGGGCACUAUAACAAAUUAAUCGAAAUGAAGUUCUUAUGGUGCAAGUGUAUACCAUUUCCUCUGUUUUGUGAAUGGGAAGCAUUUUUUCGGUUUGUGGCGGACCCCUACCACAGAGCUCCAAUGUAUUUUACUUGUGGGCAGCGCUCCAUUAUAUUGUGCAUAUUGCCUGGCGCUGCCCUUAAACUGUUUGAAUACAUUGUCCCUUGUUUUAAUAUCAAUAUAUAUGCAUCAUUUUGCAUCAAAUCUAAUAAUUUGUUACAGUUUACAAGUACCUUUCAAAACUGUCCAAAGUUACGGACUUACUACAGUUUAUUUGUUAAAACAAAAGUAGUGCCAGGUCAGGUGUAAACAAAUCAGAAAAUGGCAAAGUGUCCUCUUCCCUUAAACAUUUAUUGUUUGCAAGUGCCACGAUAGACCGCGCUCAUUGCCAGAGAGUGUCAGCUGAACUUUUUCAUCCAAGAGCUCAGUCCUGUAUCGGCCAUGCUUGUGCUUUGUGGAGAGACCCGUCUUCUUCUAUAGGAGACUGCUGGAUGUGACGUAGGCACCUGGGGACCCACAGAAGUCCUAAAACUGUUCUAAAAGAGUUUAACUCUGGGACAGAGCCAGGGCACUUUUGACAAUAACCCCUACAGCAGACUCUGGUGGUUCUGAUACCUUUUAAUGAACAAAGAGGUCAUUGAGCUACAUUAAAACUAAUUCCCUGAAAGAGCGGCUUCCCUUGGCAUUGAACAUUCCUACUCUAGAGUGAGUAGUAGGGCAGCCAUCUUACUCUUCCAUUACUGUUUUCCAGGGAAAUGACGUACAGGUCGACGAUAUCAAACGAGUAUAUUCCCUCUUUCUUGAUGAGUCCAGAUCAACACAGUACAUGAAAGAAUAUCAAGAUGCCUUUAUGUUUAAUGAAAUGAGUAAGUAUUCAAGUGCCUUCGUUCUGCUUACUGUGUCUCAAAGAUAAAAAGAAAAUGUGAUUCCUGCCGUAAUCAAAUAAUCACUUUUACUAAUGUUACGUUUAUAUAUUGUUUUUCCUAUUUUGCAGAAGGAGACACCAUGGACACGUCGUGAUAAUCAGAGAAUGAACUGAAUGCUUUGCAUUUUUUUGUUUUUGUUUUAUUAUUCCUUAGUCUGGUUAACCUUUUGUAUGCCAGAGUUAAGCAAUGCAUUGAAUUAGGUCAUGCAUGCCUACCUGUCACUCAAAAGGUUAAACAAUUUGUUUCAUGCCUUAUGUUCAUGCUGUUGUGAUCGGUCUCCCUUUUUAUAUAUAAAGAACAUUCUAAUUGAUUUACUUUGUGUGUUUGUGUAUACAAAUAUAUCAUGUGUUUUGUGUUUAAGCACGUAACUGUAUUGUAGAGAAACAAGCUAUUGGGUACUGCAGUUAGAGACAUGAUGC
Pelobates cultripes (western spadefoot toad) is the source of this 15213-nucleotide messenger RNA. Lineage: Eukaryota; Metazoa; Chordata; Amphibia; Anura; Pelobatidae. The record is from the annotation of a GenBank genome assembly.